AUGGCGUUUGUGCUCAGGGCCAACCCCUUCCAGAGCAGCUCUUUAUAUGACCUCAACACCACCUAUGUUCCUCCGGACUUGAUCAUACACGAGGAGACCGCCGACGCGGUGGUGCCGGCGGUGCUUGAUGCAGCAGCGGCGCAGCGCUCUCAGCCAGUGCACACAGCAUCGGUGCCGCCCGCAGCGCCGGCCGCUGCGCCCUUGCAGUUUACAGGCGCAGGCGCCGCCGGCAGCGGCAGGCCCGGCGCGGCGGGCCCGGCGUCGAGCAGCGCGCCGGCAGCGCCGCCGGGCGAUGAUGACCCCUCGAAGUACGCGCUCUGGAAUGUGCGGCGGUACAGGUCAUUCUUCAACGUCGACACAAACGACGUGCUCUGGCGCGUUGGCAGCAGCUUCCUGGGGCCCUUCAAGCCCGACUUCAUGGCCGAGACCAUGACCAGCCCGGACCUCUACGGCCCUUUCUGGGUGGCCACCACACUCAUUUUCGUGACCGCGGUGGCGGGAAAUUAUGCGGAGUUCAUAGCAUGGAACCGGGAAGCCGCGGCGGCGGGCGGCAAGGGCGACGCCGGCGGCGGCGGGGCCGCGCCGAUCCCCGCGCCUGGCGGCGGCGCGGGCGGCGGCGCGUCGAUCGCGGACCAUCAAUGGUACACCGACUAUGCGAAAAUCAGCUACUCGGCCGUGCUAUUUUACGGCUACGUGUUUGUGCUGGGGAUGGCGUUCUACUUCACGCUGCGGUGGUUCAGGAGCGAGAUCCGCCUCGCCAAUGUCUGGUGCAUCUACGGCUACAGCCUCACGAUCUUCAUCCCGAUGGCCUUCAUCUGCAUCCCGCCCCUGGCCUUGCUCCGCUGGCUCGCCGUCAUGGCCGCCACCGCGAUCAGCGGGACGUUCGUGGUGGCCAACCUGAAGCAGUCGAUCUACGAGGCGGCGCCGGCCAAGGCGGUGCUGCUGCUGGGGAUCAUCUUCGGGUGCCACGUGGGGCUCGGCCUGGCGCUGCGGCUGUACUUCUUUGCGUGGUGA
Monoraphidium neglectum is the source of this 1014-nucleotide messenger RNA. Its product is annotated as putative Protein YIPF1 like protein. Gene Ontology annotation, cellular component: membrane; Golgi apparatus. The record is from RefSeq and is a predicted model, not a curated record. The coding region runs from base 1 to 1014 and encodes 337 amino acids. Lineage: Eukaryota; Viridiplantae; Chlorophyta; Chlorophyceae; Sphaeropleales; Selenastraceae. Gene Ontology annotation, biological process: vesicle-mediated transport. Gene Ontology annotation, molecular function: small GTPase binding. The transcript is spliced from 6 exons.